GGUUAUUAUGGCCGCUGCCGCCACCGCCACGUCUCCGGCUGAUAAGGAGAGAUUUAUCUGCAUUUAUCCAGCAUAUUUGAAUAACAAGAAGACAAUAGCAGAAGGAAGAAGGAUACCUAUAGACAAAGCUGUUGAAAAUCCCACAUCUACGGAAAUCCAGGAUGUAUGUGCAGCAGUUGGAUUCAAUGUGCUAUUAGAGAAAAAUAAGAUGUAUCCUAGGGAGUGGAACAGAGACAUGCAGUACAGAGGUAGAGUACGAAUCCAGCUCAAACAAGAUGAUGGCAACCCAUGUUUACCUCAGUUUCCAACACGUAAAUCAGUGAUGCUGUAUGCUGCAGAAACCAUUCCCAAACUGAAAACAAGAACCCAGAAGAUGGGAGGUAGCGAUCAAAGUCUUCAGCAAGGAGAGGGAGGCAAGAAAGGUAAAGGGAAGAAAAAGAAAUGAGCUGACAUCUGGAAUAAUUGUUACAUCACAUUGUACUUAAGACAAAUCUGGGUGGACACAUUACUUGCUGCAACUUUGAAGUGAAAGAUACAAGCAAGAAAUAAACAGGUGAAGCUGAAUAGAACUGCUGCUUUUCUCAGAACUGGAACGCAUGUAGCUGCCUCGCAUCUGUGUAACAAUAAAUCUGUCUUCACACACAACCUGCAAGUCUAAAGCUAGCAUCCACUUUUAAUAGUGGAAGAACAUAAGGAAAUGGGGUGGGUGGGAGAAUUAUUCUUUCCAGAAGAAAUAUGCAGCUUUUGAUAAAUAAAUAAAUAAAUAUUCUUAUGCAGACUAGAUAUCUCAAAACUGGUUGCCUUAGUAAACCAUUUAUCUAUGCUAGCGAAGUGAUUGUUGUAAUUCUGGAGGGUCUUUGUCACUAACAGAAAAACGUAAAUCAAUGAAGUUAUAGCUCUGUAAACUUCCCUUGCUAAUAAUCUUUCACAACUGUCAAGUGUACUAAUAAAUGACAUGUUAAUUUUAAAAAAUGUAAUUUUAUAGAAUACUUUUUCCAAAAGUCUUGAUUUUUCCUCCACAGCCUGUUGUAAAGAAGUCAGUGACAUAUAUUGUAAGGAUAAUAUUGUGAGGUUUUAAGAUAACUUGAAAAAAAAAUAGCUCCCUUUUGGGUCUUGUAUAAUAUGAGGUACUAUAUUAUCCUGUUUUGGGUGGUUGUUUGAGAGGUUAGGAAAUGUAGCUUUAUUUUGUACCUGUCAAAUACUAUUUCAGAUGUCUGAGGCUUGCAAUACUGGGUAACUUAAAAUAUUUAUUUUUUGUUAUGUAGUCCACAGGCAGGGACAGAAAGUUACUUGGAGAAGAUGAGUUGGUCAGAACAGCUGUCCAGUAGCAAGGCUCCUUUAAAUUAAUUAAGAAAUGUACUGUGCGUGUUAAAUGGGGGAUAGUUUAGUAUAAGGAGACUGAAAAAGAAGCAGCAGUACCUGUUUUGAGUUUAAAAAAAAAAAUCCUGCAUGAGUUUUCUAAUCCUUACUAUAAGAAAACAAAGUCAGUUGAAUGCUUUCACAGAUGACUACUGAAAGCGAGUUAUCAGAUUAUUUUUGAUAAAUUUUUCAUGUGGCAAUAUCCUCUUUUAGGAUUUGUCUUGUUUGUCUGUCAGGUGUGCUAUUCUGUGGCAUCACCUUUUCCCCAUUUUAAAGAUAAACAGCAUUCAAAAUGUAUCUAGACAUUUCAUGACUAUCCUAAAGAGACGAAACUCAGUAAAGUUCUUGAUGGUAUCCCUGCUCAAGCUACUUGUGCUUGUAGUUUGAGUUUUCUUAUGUUCUCAUAUUUCUUGUUCCACUCAGCUGCAUCUUGUUCCAGUAGGUGGUGAGUUACCAGUGCCCCUUGAAGUCGAUGCCGAUAGGUACCGAUAGUGCAACUGCGUAGAGCCCCCGACUUGUGAAUAGUUCAAAGUCAAUUGUAUUUCCUGUCUGUAAUACUUUGUAAGUGUGGUUCUUGUGUUGCAUUGUUUAACAGAGGAGGAGGAGGAUGCGUUCUCAUUCUCACUGCAGUUAUACCAAAUCCAAAAGCUGCCAUGACAAAGUUCCUCAGGCCAAGCCCUGUACCAGUGUGAGAGUAGCAGUAUGUAGGCUCUUUAAAAUAGAAUGGCUUAGGAGAAGAAAUCCUGUGUUCCAAGGCUGUAAUUGACCAUGGUCGUGUACAAAUGUCUGCAGGUUUUUUUCUGCUGAUGUGACAGUUUACACAAGCUACCUUUGGAGUGUCUGGCCUUGAAAACACACCUAAGUUUUGAGAAGUUAGGUAAAUGGUAUCUCUGUGAGUUGAUGGAAUGCCAUGGGGUAGGAACAGUGGGAACAGGUGCUAUCUGAAAAGGUUUUUUUUUUGUUAAAGAAAACAACUGGGCAUGGUCAGAGGUUGUUAGUUUUGUCCACUCUAUAGAGUUAGGGAAGUGCUGCAGGUUAGUUGUAACAUGGGGAAAAAUACCAGGUGAGGUAUGCAAGCAAGAGUGGAAGAUACACUUGUGAUAUAAAAGUCCAUAACUGCCCCUGGAUUGUGGGGCUCAAGUUAUUCCUGGCUUUUCCUGAGUGCUGAGUAACUUUCUGAAACUUUUAUUUAAAGUGAGAGCUCUGUGAAAAUUCAUUGGUACAAGAUAACUCAGCUCCACGAUGUUAAGUGGAGGGGAAUGACUCCAGCCAAGUCAUCAGCAUGUUAUGCCGAAGUAUUGUAAGUCAGAGCUUUAGACUACGGACAGCUGAAAAAUGUGGAGGUUAAGUCUCAUGGGAUAUCUGUUUACAGUAGCCAGAAAUUAAGUAUCUUAAGAACUUGUCUGUGCUAUGGUAUGUAUGUUGAGAAAGAAUCUUAGUGGCAUCGCAUACCAAAAUUUCCCAAUCAAAGAACCCAAAAUAGUAAAGCUAUUCUAAAGUGUAAGGAUCUUACAAAGAAGACUGAGAAAUAUUUCUGAAAAGAGUAAUAUUGAGCUCAAAUAUACAAAACUGUGAUUUAAUCAACAAAAAGCUCUAUGCGUAUUUUGGGUAAAGCUGACUUUUUUUUUUUUACGCAAAUUGUGCACUGCUAGGAAAUCAGAUGAUUACUACCAUUAGGGAGUUGAAGUCUGAUUACCCCAACCCCUGCCUGCUUAUCCCUCCAUCUCUAAAUGAGUUCAUCGUUUUGUUUUUUUUUUUUUUAAUUUUUGUCUGGCUUUAGAAUAAAUACACUAUGUGAGCAAUAUUUAUUCUAAAUGAGGCAUCACAAAGUUAAACAUAACUCCCCCUUUCCUGCCACGGUUAAGCUUAUGAACCAGGUUUUCAUUUCUGUAUUUCCUGUUUUUUAAUAAACUGGGUUCCUUUAGAGGAUUAAAAACAAGCAGGUCAAGAUAGUAAGUCAGGUUCUUCUGCAGGUCUUUUCCCCCUUCAGCACCCCUACCCUCUCCCCUUCCUGGGGAACAGGGAAGAUGGUUAGAGGCCAUUGUGGGACUGGGAGUGGUGACAAGGCUGCUGUAAAAAUACAGAAAUACUGCAACUGUUGGUCUCAAUGCUAUCAAUAAAAAAUCUUU
Gymnogyps californianus (California condor) is the source of this 3488-nucleotide messenger RNA. It is a transcript of the gene SRP19, whose product is annotated as signal recognition particle 19. Gene Ontology annotation, biological process: SRP-dependent cotranslational protein targeting to membrane, signal sequence recognition; SRP-dependent cotranslational protein targeting to membrane. Gene Ontology annotation, cellular component: signal recognition particle, endoplasmic reticulum targeting. Bases 8 to 445 code for a protein of 145 amino acids. Gene Ontology annotation, molecular function: 7S RNA binding. NCBI's taxonomy places the organism in Eukaryota, Metazoa, Chordata, Aves, Accipitriformes, Cathartidae. The record is from RefSeq and is a predicted model, not a curated record. The transcript is spliced from 5 exons.